Molecule: messenger RNA, 1752 nt
Organism: Anopheles bellator
Lineage: Eukaryota; Metazoa; Arthropoda; Insecta; Diptera; Culicidae
Product: juvenile hormone esterase-like
Exons: 3
Coding region: 1-1752 (583 amino acids)
Source: RefSeq, a predicted model, not a curated record
AUGAGUGUCGUCGCUAGCAGUGUUCCGGAGAGCCUGCCAGUGAUCGUGUGCGCACUAAUCGCCGUUUGCUAUCCGGCCUCGGGGCAAUCGAAACCCGUGCCACCGUUCGUGUGCCUCGGUGACGGAUGUCUUCGCGGCACGUGGAUGCAAGACACCACGCAGCGUCCUUUUGCGGCGUACUUUGGCAUCCCGUACGCCCGGCCACCGGUCGGGCAGCUUCGUUUUACGAAUCCACAGCCGAGUGGUCCGUGGAACGGGACGUUUGAUGCCUCCAACCCCGUCGGUCCCUGCAUCCAGAAGGUGACCCCGGGCACGGCCAUCAUAGGCAGCGAAGACUGUCUCUAUCUGAACGUGUACGCACCGCCCCGGGAUUACUUCGACGAUGCCGGCCGGCUUCCGGUGAUGGUGUACAUUCACGGUGGUGCGUUCUCCUUCGGGUCGGCCCAUCCGAGCCUGCGGGAUCCGUCGAGGAUCAUGGGCACCCGGAAGGUGCUGGUCGUGACGUUUCAGUAUCGGCUCGGGGUGAUGGGAUUUCUGGCCACCGGAGACACGGCGGCUUCCGGCAACUUUGGCAUGAAGGAUCAGGUCCUAGCCCUUCGCUGGGUUCAGCGGAAUAUUCGGCCCUUCGGGGGUGACCCACGGCGUGUCACAAUCUUCGGGGACAGCUCAGCAGGUGCCUCGGUGCAGUACCACAUGAUCAGUCCCCUGAGUCGAGGUCUGUUUCAACGUGCGAUCAGCAUGAGUGGCAUUGCACUGGCAUCGUGGAGUGUCCCGUAUGACGAUCCUCUCGCACUGGCCCAGGCUCAGGCUAAAGCGGUCGGUAUCGGCGAUGCGGAUCGCAUCACCACGAGCAAGCUGAUCGCCCGGCUUCGAGAGGUAAAAGCAGAGACCCUGGUGCUGAACAUCGACCAGCUGAAGCAGUGGGACAUUAAGCCCCUGACACUGUACCGACCGACGGUCGAACCGAAGCACACGGUGCGGAGUGCGUUCCUGACGGAAGAUCCUCGCGUCCUGUGGAAACGGGGCGAGUACACGAGCGUCCCUUGGCUGACGGGCACUCUGCCGACGGAUGGGUCGAUUGCCACGCAAGCCGCGUAUAGAAGCCCCGCUUUGCUCGAGCAAUUUAAUUCACUCUUCGUGGAACUGCUGCGGCUAUUUUUAAGGAUCCCGGCCAUUAAUGACGCUAUGUUGGGGAAUCUCAAACGGCGUUACUUCAAUGACACCGCGUCCGGAGUGUGGAAUACGAUCGAUAACUAUCCCGACUCGACUACGAUGGUGACGGACGCGUUGUUCCUCUAUCCGAUGGCCUGCUCGAUUAUGCAGCAUCUGGUGAACGGUAAACCACACCCGACCAGUGUCUAUUCGUUCCAGUUCCAGGGCCGCUACUCGAUGGCGAUACUCAACGCUACCGUCACGAAGGGAUACGGGUUAACCCACGGAGAUGAACUGAUCUAUCUCUUCCGGAUGCCGCUACUCUUUCCUGACUUUCCGGUCGGAUCGCCUGAAGCCGUGAUGUCCCAGCAGUGGGUCAAGUACGUGGUCGAUUUUGCUACAACGCGCAGUGCUGGCCGUGUGGGAACGUGUAUUGGCCAAAGGUGUGAUGUGGUGCAGUUUAGCAACUCGAUCAACACCCAGAUGCCGGUGAAGAAGACACUUAAGGCGGGUCUGUACGAGGACAUCUUCAAGUUCUGGAGAACCUUUUACCUGACAGCGUGCCAGCUUACGAAGUGCACUAAUAAAGACAUUUUUUAA